AGAGCAGCAAUUGUCUCCACAAAGCAGCUGCCGCCAUGCUCUCAACAAGUCGAGGGGCAGCCUUAAGGGCGAUCAGCUCCAGCCCAUCCAUAACCAUCCCCACCUUCCUCGUCCCGGCCUUCCAAUCCUCAGCCAGAGCCUUCUCUGCGACCACCUCGACACAGUCGCAAAUCGGCAGAGCACCCCUAUCGAUUCCUUCCGAGGUCAACUUCUCUGUCAUUUACCCUACUGCGCCGAAGAAUGCGCGCCCGUCGCCGGAGCAGCUAAGGCCGACCGUCAAGGUCGAGGGCCCGCUUGGGUCGCUGUCGAUGACAAUUCCGCCGUUUGUCCAUAUCGAGCAUGAUACCGUUACGAAGAAGGCAUUUGUCACUGUCGAGGACAGGGAGGUUCGCAAGCAGAGGGAGAUGUGGGGCACCACGAGAGCUUAUCUCCAAAACCACAUCCUCGGAGUCUCAGAAGGACACAACGCCAUUCUCCGCCUGGUCGGAGUCGGUUACAGAGCCUCAGUCGGAGAUACUGCCACCACCAAGCAGCCAGAAUAUGAAGGCCAGAAGUUCGUGGCCCUGAAGGUGGGCUACUCACAUCCUAUCGAGUUGCCAGUGCCGAAGGGCAUGACGGCCAGCACACCGCAGCCAACGAGAAUAUUGCUGGAGGGCCCGGAGAAGGAAGUGGUUCUGCAGUUUGCUGCGGAAAUCCGCCAGUGGAGGAAGCCUGAGCCAUACAAGGGGAAGGGAAUUUUCGUCAACGGUGAGACGAUCAGGUUGAAGGCCAAGAAGAUCAAAUAGACGAUUCGUCCAUGUAUUAUAUUGCUCUUAUAUUGUCAUAGAAUUGGAGGGUCCCAAGCGGAUAGU
This is a messenger RNA of Pseudogymnoascus destructans, 851 nucleotides long. RefSeq lists its product as uncharacterized. Bases 36 to 785 code for a protein of 249 amino acids. Gene Ontology annotation, cellular component: ribosome; mitochondrial large ribosomal subunit. Gene Ontology annotation, biological process: translation. The record is from RefSeq and is a predicted model, not a curated record. The transcript is spliced from 2 exons. Gene Ontology annotation, molecular function: rRNA binding; structural constituent of ribosome. Lineage: Eukaryota; Fungi; Ascomycota; Leotiomycetes; Thelebolales; Thelebolaceae.